AUGGUUCAGCUAGCAACUUUCGGAGCAGCUCAAUCACUCGAAAACUUGGCCACGUCUUCGUUUAUGACCGCCACUAAUAGCAUCGGUGACACGAAGCUUGCAUUUGAUGUGAUGGGAGGCAGUGCAAAUCUUCAAGCCGUUUCGAAACCUCAAGUCUAUGUGGCAUCUGCUGGUGACGUUGCAGCUGGUUCGCCAUUUUACGUCGCACAUUACUUGGCUUGCAUUAAGCUGCGGGAUAUUUCUGACUAUUUCAAGAAAUGCCCAAUGCAGAAGAAUACGCGCGGCUUCAUUUACCUCAAUUACAACAGUUCAUCUACUAUGGAUACUUUAAUUACAACUGGUACUGCUGGCGUUGUUGCGCCUACUACUAUUGCUAUGGUGCAACGACAACUGCUUUGGCCGAAGAAAACCUUUCGCUACUUUGAGCGGAUCACAAAUAAAUUUACUGUUGCUCCAGGCGCUUCCUUCACUUGGACGGUCAGUAAUGGUAUUGCUAAUCCAAAGCGUUUGAUUAUGCAACCUGUUAUUACCAAUAUAACGGCAGGUGCCACUGUAUCAGAUAUGAUUAAUCCCUUCCGUAGCCCAUUUUCGACUGUACCUGCUACGACAAGUCCAUUUGCUGCAUUGAAAAAUCUUCAGAUCACAGUUGGAAACCACCCUAUCUGGAACAACCCCGUGAGGUUCGGAUAUGAUUUGUUCGUGCAAGAGAUGUCAAAGUCAGGCUGUGAUGGUGGUCUUGAUGAUGUUGUCUCGGCCGGUUUGCUAUCUCAGCGUCAAUGGGAAUUACUUUAUCGAUUUGUUGCUGUUGAUAUUGGUUGUCGUCUUCCAAGUGAAGAUGGUGCAAGCAAGAGUAUUAUCGUGUCUGGUACUUCCAACUGCAACUACGCUCUCACCAUUUAUUACCACGUAUUGCGUGAGGUUGUAGUCACAGUCGAUACGGCUAUGGGUACGGUUUCACAAGGUCCUACCAAGCAAAAGGCAUAUGAUCGCUAUUACAAUGCCAUGGCAAAGAGCGAUUUUGCUCAAGGCAAAAAGCCGAAGGCUCUAAUUCAAAACGAGUCGUUGGAUGAUGCAAGUGCUGAUUCACUUGCGAAUUUGUUUCAGCAAGUGAUGGCGAAGAAUCGUCCCAAAGGGCCUCCUGAAAUUAUCAAAGGUGAAGCACAUGAGGCUCCUAAAGCAAGUAAAAAGAAGCAUACUUACGUUCCACAAUCAACUGACGCAGACUUCGAUAUGGAAGAGCCCACUGCACCUGAAGAAUCACCCGACGAUUUCUAUAGCGGCAUACACGACGUUGCUCAAAAGGCCACCAAUACUCGAGCAUAUAUUAAGGGGAAAAAGACUUUGAAACAGGUGGUGGAUGACCACGUUCGAAAUUAUCUUAACAAACGAAGAGAGCUUAGAAGAGAAGAUUCAAUGCGAAGCUGA
Messenger RNA from Phytophthora infestans T30-4, 1425 nucleotides. RefSeq lists its product as uncharacterized. Bases 1 to 1425 code for a protein of 474 amino acids. The transcript has 8 exons. NCBI's taxonomy places the organism in Eukaryota, Oomycota, Peronosporomycetes, Peronosporales, Peronosporaceae. The record is from RefSeq and is a predicted model, not a curated record.